Messenger RNA from Cajanus cajan (pigeon pea), 4269 nucleotides. RefSeq names its product ABC transporter B family member 4. NCBI's taxonomy places the organism in Eukaryota, Viridiplantae, Streptophyta, Magnoliopsida, Fabales, Fabaceae. Gene Ontology annotation, molecular function: ATP binding; ABC-type oligopeptide transporter activity; ATP hydrolysis activity. Gene Ontology annotation, cellular component: mitochondrial inner membrane. The record is from RefSeq and is a predicted model, not a curated record. Gene Ontology annotation, biological process: oligopeptide export from mitochondrion.
ACCUAGUUGCCUCCAUAUAAUGAGUCAAGUGUGAACACUUUCCACAGAACCAACCUUCAAACUCACAAUCUAUUCAUCUAUAGGGAGAUCCCGCAAUCUCCUUUUCAAAACCUCCCCAAAGUAUCAAUUCAUUUGUAUCUAUAUUCUUUUCUCUUCCUCUCUUCAUUCUCAACAAGUUGGAGCGUAGAAGGCAGUGAUCUGACAUGGCUGGGGAGAAUGGGGAGGAGAAAAAACAUGAUGACGCAAACGCGUCAGAGAAUGGUGCAGGAAGCAGCACGAGCGGGGAAAGGGUCGAAAAGAGCAAAGAAAAGGAAAAACAAGAGACAGUUCCAUUUCACAAGCUGUUCGUUUUUGCAGACACCACUGACAUUCUCUUGAUGGCUGUUGGCAUCAUUGGUGCCAUUGGAAACGGAUUGGGUUUGCCUAUCAUGACACUGCUGUUCGGUCAACUGAUCAAUGGUUUCGGCAGUAACCAGCAAAACGACGUGGUGGGAGUAGUAUCCAAGAUUUCUCUUAAAUUUGUAUACUUGGCAAUAGGAUCUGGGGUGGCAGCAUUUCUCCAGGUGUCUUGUUGGAUGGUCACGGGGGAGAGGCAGGCUGCACGGAUAAGGGGAUUGUAUUUGAAAACUAUUCUAAGACAAGAUAUUGCUUUCUUUGAUAAGGAAACAAACACUGGAGAGGUGGUAGGGAGGAUGUCAGGUGACACUGUUCUCAUACAAGAUGCCAUGGGAGAGAAGGUUGGGAAGUUUAUACAGCUAAUAGCAACAUUCUUUGGGGGAUUUGUGAUAGCAUUUAUCAGAGGGUGGCUUCUUACUCUUGUCAUGUUGUCUACUCUUCCACUUCUUGCGUUGUCAGGUGCUGCUCUGGCUGUCAUCAUAGGCAGGAUGGCUUCUCGAGGUCAAACAGCUUAUGCAAAAGCUGCACAUGUGGUUGAACAGACAAUUGGCUCAAUAAGAACCGUUGUAUCUUUUACUGGGGAAAAGCAAGCAGUAUCUAGUUAUAGCGAAUUUCUGUUAGAUGCUUACAAAUCAGGGGUUCAAGAAGGUACCAUUGCCGGAGUGGGUCUAGGCACAGUUAUGUUUAUUAUUUUCGGUGGUUAUGCUUUGGCUGUAUGGUUUGGCGCAAAGAUGAUAAUGGAAAAAGGAUAUAACGGGGGCACAGUGAUUAAUGUGAUUAUUGCCGUGCUAACUGCCUCAAUGUCUCUUGGACAGGCAUCCCCUAGUAUGAGUGCCUUUGCUGCAGGUCAGGCCGCAGCUUACAAAAUGUUUCAGACAAUUAAAAGGAAGCCAGAGAUAGAUUCUUUUGAUCCAAGUGGAAAAACAUUAGAGGAUAUUCAAGGCGAAAUAGAGUUAAGGGAUGUAUAUUUCAGUUAUCCAGCCAGACCUGAGGAGCUGAUAUUUGAUGGAUUCUCUCUUCAUAUACCUAGUGGUACAACUGCAGCAUUGGUUGGACAAAGUGGAAGCGGAAAGUCUACGGUUAUCAGCUUGUUAGAAAGAUUCUAUGAUCCACAGGCAGGUGAAGUUCUUAUUGAUGGCAUGAACCUGAAAGAAUUGCAGCUUAGGUGGAUCAGAGGUAAAAUUGGCCUUGUCAGCCAGGAGCCAGUGUUGUUUGCAUCUAGCAUUAAGGAUAACAUUGCAUAUGGAAAGGAGGGAGCAACAAUUGAAGAGAUAAGAUCUGCAUCUGAACUUGCAAAUGCUGCUAAAUUCAUUGAUAAACUUCCACAGGGAUUGAACACAAUGGUUGGUGAGCAUGGAACUCAGUUGUCUGGUGGCCAGAAGCAACGCAUUGCGAUUGCAAGAGCAAUCUUGAAAAAUCCGAGAAUUUUACUUCUAGAUGAAGCUACAAGUGCUCUUGACGCAGAGUCUGAGAGGAUAGUGCAAGAGGCUCUAGACAGGAUCAUGGUCAACAGAACUACUGUUGUAGUGGCACAUCGCUUGAGCACAGUGAGGAAUGCUGAUAUGAUUGCUGUCAUUCAUAGAGGGAAGAUGGUUGAGAAAGGAACACACUCUGAAUUACUCAAGGAUCCUGAGGGAGCUUACUCUCAACUUAUACGCCUACAAGAAAUAAACAAGGAGUCAGAAGAAAAUGCAGACAAUAGCAGGAAGAGUGAAUUAUCUGUAGAAUCCUUUAGACAAUCAAGUCAAAGGAGGUCACUUCGAAGAUCUAUUAGUAGGGGCUCAUCCUUAGGGAAUAGUAGCCACCACUCAUUUUCAGUUUCCUUUGGUUUACCCACAGGAAUUAAAGUUCCUGAUCCUGAAAAUGAAGACUCACAACCCAAAGAAGAAGCACCAGAGGUUCCACUCAGCCGCCUUGCUUCCCUCAACAAGCCAGAGAUUCCAGUUCUUCUGCUUGGAUGUGUAGCAGCCAUAGCAAAUGGUGUUAUACUUCCAAUAUUUGGAGUGCUGAUUUCCAGUGUCAUUAAGACAUUUUAUGAACCAUUUGAUGAGCUGAAAAAGGACUCCAAGUUUUGGGCACUGAUGUUUAUGACCCUUGGUAUUGCAUCAUUUCUGAUAAUUCCAGCACGAGGAUACUUUUUUUCUGUGGCAGGAUGCAAGUUGAUCCAACGAAUCAGGCUAAUGUGUUUUCAGAAGGUUGUCAGCAUGGAGGUUGGUUGGUUUGAUGAGCCUGAAAACUCAAGUGGUGCCAUUGGUGCUAGGCUCUCAGCAGAUGCUGCUUCUGUGCGUGCCCUUGUUGGUGAUGCGCUGGGACUAAUGGUUCAAAAUUUAGCAUCUGCUUUGGCGGGUUUGAUUAUUGCUUUUGUUGCAUCUUGGCAGCUGGCAUUUAUUAUUCUUGUAUUGAUUCCCCUGAUUGGACUAAAUGGGUAUGUUCAAAUGAAAUUCAUGAAGGGAUUUAGUGCAGAUGCAAAGAUGAUGUACGAGGAAGCAAGCCAAGUUGCUAAUGAUGCAGUUGGAAGCAUAAGAACAGUUGCUUCUUUCUGUGCUGAAGACAAGGUUAUGGAACUAUACGGGAAGAAAUGUGAGGGUCCCAUGAAGACAGGAAUACGACAAGGGUUGAUCAGCGGAUCUGGAUUUGGGAUUUCAUUUUUCUUACUGUUUUGUGUUUAUGCAACCAGUUUCUACGCUGGAGCUAGACUUGUGGACGCUGGGAAGACAAAAUUCUCAGAUGUUUUCCGGGUUUUCUUUGCAUUAACUAUGGCAACUAUUGGAAUUUCCCAAUCAAGCUCCUUUGCUCCUGAUUCAAGAAAGGUCAAGUUAGCUACCGCUUCCAUAUUUGGAAUAAUUGAUAAGAAGUCAAAGAUAGAUCCUAGUGAUGAGUCUGGCACCACCCUGGAUAGCGUUAAGGGAGAAAUAGAGCUUCGUCAUGUGAGCUUCAAGUAUCCAUCUAGGCCUGAUAUACAGAUUUUUCGAGACCUCAGCUUGACUAUCCAUUCCGGCAAGACAGUGGCUCUUGUUGGUGAAAGUGGAAGCGGAAAAUCCACAGUGAUUGCCUUGUUGCAAAGAUUUUAUGAUCCUGAAUCAGGGCAAAUCACACUUGAUGGGGUAGAAAUUCGGGAGUUACAACUCAAGUGGUUAAGGCAGCAAAUGGGUCUUGUAAGCCAAGAGCCAGUAUUGUUCAAUGAAACUAUACGUGCCAAUAUUGCCUAUGGAAAAGGUGGCAAUGCUACUGAAGCAGAAAUCACAGCAGCAGCAGAAUUGGCCAAUGCCCAUAAAUUCAUUAGUGGCUUACAGAAGGGUUAUGACACUAUAGUGGGCGAGAGAGGAACCCAAUUGUCUGGUGGGCAGAAGCAACGGAUAGCAAUUGCUCGUGCCAUAAUUAAAAGUCCAAAGAUAUUGCUACUAGAUGAGGCUACAAGUGCAUUAGAUGCCGAGUCAGAAAGAGUUGUUCAAGAUGCAUUAGACAAAGUCAUGGUGAACAGGACCACUGUGAUUGUGGCACAUCGUUUAUCUACAAUAAAAAAUGCAGAUGUGAUUGCUGUUGUGAAAAAUGGAGUUAUAGUGGAGAAGGGGAAGCAUGACACACUCAUUAACGUCAGUGGUGGAUUUUAUGCUUCCUUAGUCCAACUUCACACAAGUGCUUCAACAGUAUGAGUUUUAUCUCUUCGUCAAAUUCCAUUCUCUCUUUUUUUCUUUAUUCUAUAUUUUUUAGAAGUUCUCAACAGAAAGAUCAAUGCAAGUAAGAAAAUUGAUUCAUGUUAUCAUCAAUGUAAUAUUGUCAAUCACAACGGAAAACCAAAAAUAUGUGAAAGAUAGAAUUACCUGCAAUAGUUUGUUGGCAAUAAUAGCAAGAUUUUACCAUGGAAUUGUUUCA